GAGAGGGAGGGAGAAUCCCAAGCAGGCACCAUGCCACUGGCAGGGAGCCCUACUGGGAGUACCAGCGGCAUUAGGGGUGCAAACCCAUGAACCCACAAACGGUGAGAUCAGGACCUGAGCCCAAACCAAGAGUUGGAUGCUUAAUGGACUGAGCCACCCAUGCUCCCGGUGCUCACACUUUUAAGAGUAAAACUCAGUGCUCUGUUUUUUGUAUGGUCACAGAGCUGUGCCACAUCAGUGUACUAUGUGCAGAAGGGAAAUAGAGCCUUUUACAUUCCACAUUCACAGGAACUGACUACAAACUGCGGUGAUUUUCCUUGCAGAAUAUAACGCACACCUGAGUACUAUAACAUGUCACACCUGUGGCUGUGUCCUGCUGGGGCCCAGGGGUCCCAUGUCCCACGGAGGCUGAGAGCACGGGCAUGUUUGGUUGACCUGGGGACAGAGAAGCGGGAGCGGGGCCUUGCGGUGUCCAGAGUCAGGUCAAAACGCUGGGAGACCUUAUCUUCUGUUCCGUGACAUCACUGGUCACUGAAUUGUUCUUAAACAUGGGACAGGGGCACCGUCACCUCGCCCGCGUGUCGACCACAGACACAACCGUCACCAGGCCCUUCUGCUCUGUCUCGUUCCGAUCCGGCGCGGGACAAGGGAGGCUCCGCGGAGAAACCGAGUCAGAUUCCCGGGACAAAGGAAGAGGCUGGCGGGUCAGCGGGCCAGGAGGGCGUUCGGCCGGAGCCGACCUUAGGGCGGGCGGAUCAGACACGUGUGUACCGCCGGCCCGUCACUCAGGGCGUAGGAGGCGGGGCCUGGAGGAUCUGCCCAAUCUGGCGCCACAGGGGCGGUGCCGGGACCACCCUCCAAUCAGAACGUGAAGGGCCUCAGGCUGCCCUAUCACAGUGCGGCAGUGCGGUGUCUCGGAGAAUUGUCCAAUCGAGGUGGUGGGGAGUUAUCUUCGGAACAGCAUCCAAUCAGAUCGCAUUGCCUGAAGCAACGCCCAAUCCGUGCUUGGGGGCGCAUAGCGCGGUGCAUUUAUAUUACCGGGUCCGGAAACACUCCAAUCAGGCCCUGGUGGGUGGGGGAUGGGGUGAUGCCAUCCCGCUCGGUGAGUGUGAGCUCUGAGUCGUGGCUGCUGGUGUGCGCUUGUCCCGCGCUCACCCAGUUUUCCGGUCCGCUAGCUCCUCGGUUGGAGGAGGGGCACGUGAGGGCCGCGGAGUCGCCGGGUCGCGGGAUCAAGAGGAGGACGCCCGGAGAGCUCCGUGUGCGGCCGCGAGAUGGACUCUGUGGUCUUUGUGGAUGUGGCUGUGAACUUCACCCCGGAAGAGUGGGCUUUGCUGGAUAGCAGUCAGAGGAACCUCUACAGAGAUGUGAUGCUGGAGACCUGCAAGAACCUGGCCUCAGUGGAUUAUUGCAUUCGAGUUAAUACCAGUGGAUCAAGUCCUCAGUGGGAUGUUUUGGAGGAUGAACCAUCUCAUGAAGAAAAAAUAGUAAGAUUUGCAAGAAAUGAUUCCUGGUCUGUUUUUGGAGAAAACCAGACAUUUCGUAGCAGAGGAGAUUACCUGCAAACCCAGGAAAGGCGUUUGAGAAGUCCUUUUGUGGAGAGUGUCUGUGAACGUAUCGAAGGAGAUCAACGCGGAGGCACCCUGAACCCGAUUACAAGUCUUACCGCGCACCAGGGGUAUCCCACCGGAGGCAAAUCCUGUCAAUGCGCUAAGUGUAGAGAAGCCCUCACAGGUGGUUUUUUCCUAGGGAAUCUGCGAAGAUUUCACCCAGGACUCAAACCUAGUCCCUGUGAGGAAUGUGGGCUGGCCUGUAGCUGUGUCGCGAGCCUCAGCACUCAGGUGGACGCAGGCCUUGUAGAGAAACCCUAUGAAGGUCAGGACGCCGGGAGAGCAUCGGAGACGUAUGCGAAGAGUCUCAGUAGUAAAAUAUCUCUAGAGUGCAAGAAAUGUGGAAAAGCUUUCAUUUGCACGUCUUCCUUUCAGGGUCACGUGCGAGGUUCCUGUGGACAGAGUGUCCAUGCGUGUGGCGUGUGUGGGAAUGCCUUUAUGUUUCACUCCCGUCUUACGUGUCACGUGAGAACUCACGCCGGGGAGAGGCCCAGUGAUUGCAUAGACUAUGGGAAGGUUUACAGCUGCCUCUCUUACGCUCAAGGUCACUCAAGUAAUCAACCUGGGGAAAGAGUUUUUCAGUGUGGGCUCUGUGGGAAAGCCUUCACUCGUCGGACCUACCUUCAAAGUCACGUGAGAACGCAUACUGGGGGAAAACCCUACAAAUGUCAGGAGUGUGGAAAAGCCUUCACUCGUCGGGCCUACCUUCAAAGUCAUCUGAGAAAGCACAGUGGAGUGAAAUCUUUCAAGUGCCAGCAGUGUGGAAAAGCCUUCUAUUCGUCCUCGUACCUUCAAAUACAUGCACGGAUACAUACUGGGGAGAGACCCUGCGUGUGUCAGCAUUGUGGGAAAACGUUCAGAUACCCCGCCAACCUGCGAGCUCACGUGAGGACACACACCGGGGAGAGGCCCUACGAAUGUAAGGAGUGUGGAAAAACCUUCAGUCGUGUCUCCUCCUUUCGAAGGCAUGGGAAAACCCACAGCUGAGUCAAACAUCUGAAAGUAUGGAGUGUCGUUCCUAAUCCGUUCUAUUGUUCUUCAUUCCUUCGAUACGGAACAACGCACGCUGGGGAGAGACGCUUGCGAGUAGUGUGGGAAAGCUUUCGGGCAGCUCCAGCAUUUGCAAAGUCAUUUGAGAUACAGUUGCGUGAAACCCUAGGAGAGUAAAGAGUCUGGGAAAGCGUAGCGGGUUUACUCCUUCCUUGGAGGACGCACAGUGGGGAGAGACCCUUUGAAGGUCAGCACUGUGG
Lynx canadensis (Canada lynx) is the source of this 2857-nucleotide messenger RNA. RefSeq names its product zinc finger protein 77-like. Gene Ontology annotation, biological process: negative regulation of transcription by RNA polymerase II. NCBI's taxonomy places the organism in Eukaryota, Metazoa, Chordata, Mammalia, Carnivora, Felidae. Bases 1272 to 2594 code for a protein of 440 amino acids. The record is from RefSeq and is a predicted model, not a curated record. Gene Ontology annotation, molecular function: DNA-binding transcription repressor activity, RNA polymerase II-specific. The transcript has 4 exons.